CUGUUCCCCUGCCCGAGCGCAAACUGCUCCAAAGUCUUCUCGAAAUACACCUCCCUGACGCAGCAUCUCGCGACCCAGCACGGCACAAACACGUCAAAAGCAAAACCCUACCACUGCACCCUCUGCCCCCAAACCUUCUCCCGCUCCCACGACCUCAAACGGCACUACUACGUGCACACGCAGGAAAAACCUUACCGGUGUAAACGGUGCCAGAAGGGGUUCUCCCGACGGGACGCGCUCAAGCGGCACGAGAAGAGCGUGGCGGAGGGGAAGAAGGUGCAUUGCCGGGCGGCGGAU
Molecule: messenger RNA, 297 nt
Organism: Fimicolochytrium jonesii
Lineage: Eukaryota; Fungi; Chytridiomycota; Chytridiomycetes; Spizellomycetales; Powellomycetaceae
Exons: 2
Biological process (GO): regulation of transcription by RNA polymerase II
Cellular component (GO): nucleus
Molecular function (GO): RNA polymerase II transcription regulatory region sequence-specific DNA binding; DNA-binding transcription factor activity, RNA polymerase II-specific
Source: RefSeq, a predicted model, not a curated record